AGUGUCAAGUCGUGUUUUUGUCGAUUCUGUCGGAUUCUGUUCUGUGGUUCUGUCCUGUUUCUGUUUUGUGAGUUGUGUUGUGAGUGACUUCUGUGUUUCUGUUCAUUGAAUAAUUUAACAUCUCAACAUGCAGUAUUCAGUAAAAUUCUAGAUAUUGGGUAUAAUUAUGUUAAAUAGUUAUCAAAUUACUUAUAUCAGGAUUUAGAGUUAAGUGACACAUCAUGAAUUAAUUAGUAAUAAAAAAAAUUAGUAAUCAUAAAUUUGAUCUUCCAAACUAUUGUUUUUGUUUUGUUGAGAUAACCUCUUGCAAGUUGCAAGGUGUAAAACGCGCUUCUUCUGUGGCUAUUUCAAGAAUUUCAAAUGUUCUUCCGUCUAUUGUGUAAUUUAAUUUCAAACUAUUAGAAGAUCCUUUUAAAAUGGAUUUUGAGUUGUAUCACAAAUAUCCCCCGGGGGAUCCUACCCUAGUUGAAAAAAUUGUAUGUCAUUUAAAAGCCCAAGGGAUAUUUGAUAACUUCCGUAAAGAAUGUUUGUCUGACGUUGAUACAAAGCCUGCUUAUCAAAAUCUACGACAGCGAGUUGAUGGAUCUGUUGCUGGCUAUCUUUCUGCUUACAAAUGGAGACCUGAUCUCAACAAAAAUCAGCUGAGAGAGAAUUUAAGGAAAUAUAUUCAAAAUGGAGGCUUCUUGGAAGUUGGAGUUGAGAGGAUUGUCGAUCAGGUUGUCAAUCCGAAAAUCGGACAAGUCUUCCUACCGAAGGUCAGAGAAGUGGUGUUGGAAGGAUUGGGAUUGAAGAAGGAUCGUGACAGAAAUUCUUCUGAUAGACCAGCAAGUUGCAGUUACAUGCCAUCAUCAACAUUCACAAGUGCCAGCAUUCCCAAUCAAACAGAUGACUCGAAAGGAACUGUCGAGUUGGAUAAAGAGCUGGUAUCGUCCAAUGAAUCUGAGGUGAAAAAAGAAGAUAAUGGAUCUGAAAAUGUAGUACACAGUGAGGAGGUUGUUACAUCGCAAGUGGACUCUGAACCCGAAUGUGUAAUUGAAGAAGCAGUCAUUCCUUUGGAUAAUCUGAAUGAGACUCAGAGCAACGAUUCGUAUGAAAGCCACAUCUCUGGUAUGUCCGAUCUGACCAGUGUCAAGUCCAACAACUCUUGUGAUGAUGAUGAUGAUGACAAUCCUUUGAAUACUGAUGCUGAGAAAGAGAGAGAACAUGACGCGGAUAAUAUUGCUGGAUCAAUGACCAGCGUCAAUGGAGGUGGUGACAAUUCACAGAAUGAAAGUAAUAUGCUUUCCAACGUUAAUUAUGAGGGAGCAUUCUCUGAUUUCAGUUUCUCAACAGAAUUCACUACCCAUGUAGAGAAUAUUGAAAUUGAAACCGGUCAGAUUGGUACAACAGAAGUUGAAUGUGUUACAACGGAAAAUAACGAAGAAGAUAACGACAGAAUGUCUCCUAAUGUUAUUACUGAAAGUAUUCAACCAAACUAUGACUCGGAUAGCAAUGGUAAAUACGAGGAAUCGCAGCAAUUGACAGAAAUUGAAUAUGACAGCGUUUCUGAUAAAGGAGACGAGGAUGAAGAUGAGAAUGUUUAUGAUGAGAGUUCAAGAGGCUUAAACUCUGAUCACAAAGAAGAAAGUCAUUUUGAAGAAAGCCAGUCGGAAACUGAUGUUGAAAGAUUGGAUAGCACGUCAAAUGAAAUCAAGUUUUCUGAAAACACAAACUACUUUGAUGAUAGCAAAUUAGAAAAGAGCAGUGAAGACGAAAGCUAUAAUAGAAGUAGCCAUGACGAAAAUGAAGAGUUGGAGAAAGAAAUUACUUAUAAAAAAGACAAAGAGAGAAAACAUCACUCAAAGCACAAGCAUACCAAGAAUCAUCAUUCUAAUAGUAGCAGUGGAGAAUCAAGAGAAGAUCGUAAACAUAGAAAAUCAUCUCAUUCUAAAGAUAAACACAGGCAUAAUAGAGAUUUUGAUAAGCACGGUUCUAAUGGUGAGGACAAGUCACGAAGAACUGAUUCCAAACAUAGAAGGUCGAGAGGUUGUGAAGUAGAAGAACAAGAAGAAGCAACAUCUACUUAUAUUCAAGAAGAGACGAGUAGAAGUGGUUCUGAUAAGAAGAGUAAAUAUUCAGAAAAAGUCAGCAGACGUUCUCAUAAAUCAAGGUAUAGUCAUUCAAGAGACUAUGAAGAUGUAAUUGCAGGAAGUUAUGAGGAAGAAGAUGAUGAGACAAAUGAAUAUCAAGAGAAGGUCAAAUAUUCUCGUAAAGAUAAAAAGUCAAAAGACCGUAGAAAGACUUCUAGAGAAAAGAUUUAUGAUUCUGAAUUUGAAGAAACAGCAUUCGAUCACGAAGAAGCAAGUAGGAGCGAAUCUGAUGAAAACAAAGUUUAUAAAGAAACUCUUAAUUAUUCACAAGAAGAAAAUUAUACUCGUACAAGAGAUAGCAAAAAGGUAUUAGAAGAAGAAUAUGAAUACGGAGAAAUAACGACUGAUCACGGGGAAGAAAGCAGAUGCGAAUCUGAAGAGGAAAUUAGAUAUAAAGAGAAAGAUAAAUUUUCUCACAAACAAAAGCAUAUUCGUUCAAGAGACCGCAAAAAAGCGAACGAAGAUCAUUAUAAAUAUGAAGGAAUGUCGUCUGAUCAAGAAGAAGCAAAUAAAAGCGAAUCCGAAGAAAUAAAUGUUUACAAGAAAAAAGUAAAAUAUUCUCAUGGAGAAAAGCAUACCCGGUCAAAGGACCGUAAAAAGUCGUCAAAAAAAGAAACUCUUGAGUAUAGAAAUGAAAUAUCAAAGUUUGAUCACGAAGAACAAAGCAAAAGCGAAUCGGAUGAGAAAAAUGUAUAUAAAGAGAAAAACAAAUAUUCUUACGAAGAGCCACAUUGCCGUUCAAGGGUCCGCAGAAAAACUUUUAAAGAAGAUUUUGUAUAUGGAGAAAUAACGUCUGAUCACGAAGAAUCAAGUAGAAGUGAAUCUGAUGAGAAAGAUGUAUUGAAAGCAAAUAUAAGAUUUUCUCAUGAAGAAAAGCUUACUCGAUCAAGGGAUUAUAAAAAAGCUACAGAAGAUGAGGAGCAAGAUUUUGAAUAUGAGGAAUCGAAAUUUGAUAAAAGCGAGUUUGAUGAUGAAGAGAAUGAGUAUGAGGAAGGGAUACGGACCAAGAAAGAAAGGUCUAGUCGUUCAAGACGCCAUAAAAGUGCAGCAGACAAAAAGCUCGAUGAAGAUGAUCAAGAAGAAACAAAACGUGAUCGUAAGGAAAAACGCAGACGUUCACAAAAGGGAGAGUCCAAAGAGGAUUCCCAUAGUGACCAGUAUGAAAAAGCAAUUUUUGAUCAGCAUGAACCAAAUGAAAGCGAAAUUGAUGAGAAAAAUAACUACCAAGAAGAUAAUUCCCAUAAAGAAAGACACAGCCGAUCAAGAGAUCAUAAAAAUGUAUUCAAAGAAAAGACUCAAGAUGGUAGUCACAAGCAGAAAAGGGAAGGGCAAAGUCAUCACAGAAGUGAUUCCGAUAAGGAGAAGCACUAUUCUAGUAGCAGAAGUAAACACAGCACAAGUGAAGAUGAUGUGAAAAAGGGAAAGAGUCAUAAGUCCAGCUCUAGCUUUGGAGAACAUAAAUCUUCUCAUCAUAGGUCAAGCAGAGAUAAGCAUGCAACUAAAGAAUCGGAAAAUUAUGAUCUAGAAGAAAAACAUAGAAUCAAAGAUGACAAGGUUAGGAAAGAUAAGGGUAGCAGUAGAAAGAAGAGAGAAUCUUGUAAACCAGCCGACAAAAGUAGGGAGCACCGUCGAUCUGCUGAUAGGGACAGAGACAGCAGCGGCGCUGGAGAAAGCCGCAGUCAGGUGGGUGCGGGUGCGGUCGCGGGUGUGUCACACAACAGUAACACCAAACAAACCAGAUCUACAGGGAAAGGAUCGAAAAACAGCUCGACUAGUGAUGCUACACAGCUGCAACAGUCACAACUCUUUUCUACAAACAUUAAUCAGGGAGAAUGUGUGGAAGCAGUAGUGCAGCCUUCAUUUUCAACCUUAGAUUCGCUAAUGAACGACAGUAGAAUUCAUCUUGCUGAUAAUGUGGUGGUUACUGCUAAUGAAAUUGUUUCUGAAUCAGAAGAAAAUACGCAAAUCUGCCAAGAGAAAACUGAAGAUGAAGCUGGAGGAAAAACUGAAGAUGAAGCUGGAGGAAAAACUGAAGAUGAAGCUGGAGGAAAAACUGAAGAUGAAGCUGGAGGAAAAACUGAAGAUGAAGCUGGAGGAAAAACUGAAGAUGAAGCUGGAGGAAAAACUGAAGAUGAAGUUGGAGGAAAAACUGAAGAUGUUGAUUCCAAGGAACAAAACAAGCAUAAUCGAGAGGUUCAUGAAAUGUCAACAGGAGAUAUUGGCAAGAAAAAUACCGAAGAAGAAUCCCAAGCUUCUAAGAGUAAAUUGUUCCAACUAGAUGAUUUAAAUCCCUCUAUAAUUAAUCCAGCCCCAAAUACACAAGAAAUAAUUCGAAAUAAGGAGAACUAUGAGGGUCAUGAGAAACUCAUAUCAGAUUAUCAGGUUGUUGGUGAAGAUAUUGUUGUGCUGGGCAAUAAUUCAGAUGUUCAACAAGAUGAAGAGUCCAACAGACUUCAGGGAAAUGAAGGAAUCAAUCCUGAUCAUCAAAAUUUAGAGACUGUUGUCUCAACUCAAAAUAUUGAAACUCAGCUUCCCAAAGAUGACCAAAAGAAAUUCAGAAAGAAGAGAUUUGCUGCGAAUAUAGCAGAAGUACGGAAAAUAAUGAGAGAACGUAGACGGAAUGAGAAAAUUCAGAAGAAACGUUCAAGUGUAGAAGACUCAGCUGCGAAUGAUCACCCUUCCAUCACAGAUCCGAGUAUUGAUAAUCAAACUCAGAUGCAGAAACAUGAUAUUGAUGAAAUCGAGACAACUGUUGAGAGUAAUAAAGAUAUUUCAGUACCAGACCUAACUGAAUCUAGUUUCGAAAACAGUGCCGGAUGUAUUCAAGGAACUUCAUGUAAUAAUGAUGUCCUUCCUUUGCCGCAAAAUGAAUUAAAUAACUUCAAGUAUAAACGUCCAAAAUUUGCUGCCAAUAUUUAUGAAGUCCGUAAAAUAAUCAAGGCUACUGUUGUUGCAAACUCAAAUGAAUCAGAAACGAUAGAUUCGACAAUUGAUAUGACUAGUGCUGGUUCAUGCGAUUUAAAUGAACUUGAGAACUUUAUUCUGGAAAAAUUGGAAUCCAUAUCUAAAGCUAUCGAUGUUGAAAUUUCAAAUGAAUCAGAAACAAUAGAUUCGACAUACGAUACAAGUGAUUCUGGUUCAAAACCAGGCGAUUCAAAUGAACUUGAUGCCAUCUUAACUCUGGAAAAAUCAGAAGCCAAAUCUGAAGUUAUCGAUGUUAAAAAUUCGAAUGAAUCAGAAACAAUAGAUUCGACAGUUGAUAUGACUAGUUCUGAUGAAUUACCGAACUCUAUUGACAACGUUCCUGAUUUUGAAAUUGCAACAGAAAAAAAUGGCAUAUUAGAUCAAACGACUCAAAUCUAUUCAGAUAACAAUGCGAAAUCAAUUAAAGAAGUUGAAAAUCUGCCAGCAUCUGUGACCUUAAAUGAAGUUUUAGAAAGCAGUUCACUGAUUACAUUAAAACCAGCUGCCAUCCCAAAGCUUGAAGAGUCGAACUCAGCAACUGAAAGUGACCUAUUUGCUCGGGAAACAUCAAUAUUUGAUUUCUCAAGUCCAUUAAGAGGCUUUGAUGUUGAUUUAAGUGAAAGCUUAUCAACCAUUUACAAUAGAAAAAUUGAAACUUAUUCAAGCGAGGGAUAUGAAGAGAAUGUGCCUUCCAAUGAUUUUGUAGAAAAUGAGAAUGAUGAAACUCAUACUUUCAUAAGUUUUGAUCAGAGGGAAACCGAAAUUGCUAAAGAAAAACUUGAAAAAUUAAAAAAAUGCUUGGAAGUUUAUGAAAAGGAAUACAAAAGUUUGAAAUAUUUGGAGAAAACUGAACUCGUUACUUCUGACUUUUUAUUAGACAAACAAUUUGAUUCUUAUUUGGAGAAAGAGUGCGGCUUGCAAGUGUUGCGAAAAGAUUGCAUUCGUCUUCCUCCUUUAAAUGAUGAAAAUUAUUAUUUGGAUGAAGAGGAUGGUUGCUAUCAUCUAAAGAACAAACCGAUCGAUAGUAGUAAAGUGAGGAAGGAGAAUAUGGAAACCUUAGUUGAGCAAAUCGAAGUCUCGCGACCUGUUCAAAGUAGCGAGAAAAAAUCAGUGCGUGUUAAAUCAGAAAAGAAGUCACCCGUCAAGCUUCGCAUAUCUAUCCGAAACCCAAAUAGUUCAGCUAUCGAAACCGAAGAGAUUGAUGUACCAUACACUUGGGAUGUUGAAUCUUCAACUGAUGGCUCCACUGCAAGAACUUCUGUCGAUUCUAGGAACAGUGUUGAAGAUGUCGAGAGUGAGCAGCCAACGUCAACUCAUUGCGAUGUCGAGAGUGAGCAGCCAACGCCAACUCAUUGCGAUGUCGAGAGUGAGCAGCCAACGCCAACUCAUUGCGAUGUAGAGAGUGAGCAGCCAACGCCAACUCAUUGCGAUGUCGAGAGUGAGCAGCCAACGCCAACUCAUUGCGAUGUCUCCGCAACCCAGGCCCAGAUUGCAACCCAGGCUCUACAGGCUCAUGUCGAAACAGUUCAACCUUUUACCAAUCAAGUGCCACAUUUGACAAAUCCAAAAAAGAAACGUAGUCGUAAAAGGAGCUUCAAUUCAACUAAUAUAGUCACUCGAGAGUUCAAAAUCAAAACAUGUCCGGAAGCUGAGAACAAUAAUCUUCCGUCCGCUCACUUGAAUUCGUUCAAAAUCACUUUAUCCAGGAAUAAUUCGAAUCUUUCUCGAAUCAUUACACCUCAAUCGCCUUCAAGUCAAAGCAAUAACUUUUCAGCUAACAAAAUUCUCAAUUCGAGCGAUGCAGCUAUACCAAGUGAGAGCGAGAAUUCAUUCGUUGUUGACAAAAGGCACACUAGUAUAACAGAUUCAGUCCAAGAAAGCAGAUGCUCACACUCACCCAAAAAGUGGUUUGACGAAGAUCUCGAUGAUACAGACCAGGGAAUCGAAACAAUAACAGACUAUUUGAACAACAGUUUCGAGGAAGAAGCUGACGAAAGCAUGGCAUCAAAGAUGAUCGGUGAAGCGUUGAAGAAUUUGAUCGCUGAAAGUGGAUUGACGACGAGAACUCAAUCACCUCCCAGUUACCAAGAGACCAAAGAAUCAGCUAGAAUAACAAGACAACAGCGAAAUCGGAAUUCCAUCGUUGAACCGGAAAACACUGUUAGUCCACCAAAGAAACUCAGGAAUAGUGAAAGACUGUCGGCUGGUGUGAAAAUACCGAAACGUUACGAAAACACAGACUUGUACAAACCUCGCUUGGAUUCAGGCAAUCGUCGAAAGCGGAAGGCAGAUGAACCAGCUCUCGACUCUUUGGUUGAUAAUGAACCAAGGAAAAGAAGGCUCAGGGCUACAGUCUGAACUAAAAUUGUGGAGGAAUGGCGGGCCACCAAGGUGGGCCAGAAAUGGAGUCAGCCUUUAUGAAGCUAUUUUUUGUUAGAAUAAAACAAUUAUUUUAGUUCAUAAGUUCAUUAUUCAUUUAUUUGAGAACAAAAUAUAAAUAUUAAAAAAUGUCGAAGAUAUAAUCAUUGAAAAGCUUGAAGAGAAUACUUAUUUUUUGUGAGAAGUUUGCUUUGUUUACCACUUGAAUUAACGCCCAUUUAGGUUUAAAUUUGUUCCCAUGAUUAGGAUUGAUUUUAGAUACUCAUUUGACAAGGCAGAUCUGUAUUUAGAUUUCACAAACUUCAUUUUAGAUAAAGUUUUCGUCUACUUUAGAAUAAAUGACAAGUGAGAGGCAAGCACUGUAAUCAUAUUCAAUAGUAAACAUGCUUCAAAUCUUUCAAAAUUUAUAAAAUAAUAUAUAUACAUUUUUUUACUAUGCUAGCUUUCCGCUAGCCUUAUGUGGCCCGCGGGCCGAAGUUUGGAGACAUCUGUUGUAGACAAUCUAGUCUUCACUAUGCACAUCCAAUUUCACCUCUACAAUUAGUUGAGUGGAUAAGUCCCCGAAACUCUUUCUAAGAUUGUAUUAUAGUUUUCUACUUUUUAUAAACAAUUAUAUACAUCUAAAAAAAGUAUUAAUCAGAAAAUAUUUUUGUUCAAGCUAAGAAUACACUUCACAUUUUUAAAAGUAACUGUUGUUCAAUGCAGUUCCUUACAUCCUUAUUCUAUUAGCAUGUGAUUGUAUUUUGCUAUGACAGACAAGUGAAGCAUGUUUCAAUGAUACUGAACGUUGCUGAAGUUUAUUCUAUGGAUGGAUUUAAAUGGAAAAAAUUUCAAAAUU
Nilaparvata lugens (brown planthopper) is the source of this 8310-nucleotide messenger RNA. RefSeq names its product biorientation of chromosomes in cell division protein 1-like 1. The record is from RefSeq and is a predicted model, not a curated record. The transcript is spliced from 8 exons. Bases 417 to 7451 code for a protein of 2344 amino acids. NCBI's taxonomy places the organism in Eukaryota, Metazoa, Arthropoda, Insecta, Hemiptera, Delphacidae.